UGUGCAAAAUGAGCUUCUAAAGACCGAAAAGUUCUCUUUUGCUGGGUCUCACAAGUUGCUCCAGAGAGUACAAGUGUCACAUUGCUUAUCGUCAUGAAUAUGAUCACCAUUCUUUUGUGGGCUCUCGCACAUCAGGUCACAAGCCAAACUAAUGGUGAGCUUUCCUUUAGAUGUGUGCUGUAUUCUCAAUAUGAUUGAUUUGCAUUGUAUCCCUAAUCAAUACUGUCUCUGUUAAACAACUCAACGUUACAGAUAUUUCUAGUGCGAAGAUCCUGGCCCAGCAGAAAACUGUAAGCGAGAACAGCGACCUUUAUUUGACCUGCAGCACGUUUGGGAAAAAGAAAACGAUCCAGGUUACUGUUUAUUUAUGCAAGGAUGACCUUUUGGUUAGACAAAAAGACACAGAUGCAAGAUCAAGAUGAUACCACCUUCAUCAUACACAGAGUGGGUCGUCAUCAUAAUGGGAACUACAGCUGUGUCUACACCUCCUUGAAGGACGAUUUGCCUGCCAAAGUAACCAAGCAAAGACAUGCCAUUGAGAUUGUGGUUAUAUCCAAUUUUCUCCCUGCAGAUAUUUCAGUAGCUGGGCCGUCCACUGUCCAAGAGGGAGACGAUGUUGCAUUCAGGUGUUCUGUUUCUGGCCCCAUGCAAACACUCGGUGAAUGUCAGCUCAUACAGUCUUACCUGUUGAGAAAUGAAAUGAUAUUCCGAGUGCAAGCAUUUCAUGUCGCCCAGAUGGAGGCGAUUUUCAUCAUCGAGGGUGCCGUGGUGAGGGAUUCAGGCCCUUACAGCUGUGUGGUGCUGCCAUCUAAAUGCAUCAAGGACAGUGAGAAAACACUGUAUGGAAAUAACACAGUACUAGUCGAGGUCCAAGAAAGUUUGAUCUUUAGGGUGAUGGGGUCUUUAGGAGUGGUAGCCGUGAUGAUAUUACUGGGUCUGGGUCUAGGUCUGUUUUGGAUCAACAGACAAGGAUGCCUCUCAGUUUCAAAAUCAUGUGCAGAGGGUCAGCAGGCGGAUGCAGACAGGGUGGAGGAACAGCAGGUGCAGAGAGAGGGAGAGGAUCUGGAAGUUCAAUAUGAUUCCUUCAACGAGGAUCAGGACGAAGACUAUCAGAACCUAGGUGUAGAGGAGUUAAUUUACCCUCCCGAUCUUGAAGGAGUGUACAGUGUUGCAGAGGAUCCACCUGCAGGAACAGAUCCAUCAGGUCUGUAUGCCAAGUCAUACAGCAACAAAAAGAAAAGUCCUCGUCUUCCCUGAUUGAAACUGGAACACGUGCCUGUGAUGCGAAGGAACUCGUUUUCUGAAAGUACAGUGCCUCAACAACACCUCAACGCGAAAUGAUUACUCUCUAAUAAUUGAUAAGCAAUAAAGCAGGAGUAGGAUCAAAAUAAAUGAACACGUGGAUCCUUUGAAGAUUUAAGAGGAUUACAUUUACUUUUGCAUAUAAUACAGAAAUUAAUAUUCAAAAAAAGAGAGAGAGUUCAGACCAUGUUGUACAAUCAGUGUCUUAUAACUUUCCUACAGUUUGUUGGUAAUAGUCAUUACUGCAGCUGGUGUAAAUUGUGUAAAUUGUGUUGAUUGAUUUGAAUAUUAAACAUUUAGAAAAAAUGAA
Eleginops maclovinus (Patagonian blennie) is the source of this 1612-nucleotide messenger RNA. RefSeq lists its product as uncharacterized. The coding region runs from base 376 to 1257 and encodes 293 amino acids. NCBI's taxonomy places the organism in Eukaryota, Metazoa, Chordata, Actinopteri, Perciformes, Eleginopidae. The transcript has 10 exons. The record is from RefSeq and is a predicted model, not a curated record.